AUGAACCUCCUCCUUCAAAGGCAUCCGCAAGCAGGGAAGGAACUGCAAGAACAGUUCGUUUUGGUGAAGGAGGCAUAUGAGGUCCUGAGCCAGCCCAAGCGGAGAGAGGCGUACGAUAUUGUGAAAGGGGCAGGGGCCGAAGCUGCAGAGGGGCCACGAAGGCGGUGGGGGACCCGAAAAGAGGAGCCGUUCGACGAAGAUUUCAGAGAUUUUUGGGAGAAGUUCGGCCACAGAUUUGCUCAGGAAGAAGAGCAACGCCGGGCCUCAGAAUACCAACAGAAGGCUGACAGGGCUGCGGCAUGGGAAGCUGAAAAGAAGGAGGCUGCCAGCAACAGGGAGCGAUACUACUACAGGAGAUCACGCGUGCGCGAGGCCCGCCACACUUACGUGGCCAGGGUGCUGUCCAGUUUCUGGCACUCCCACCCGGGCGUCACCUGGCAAGACGUCACAGUCACCUGCCUCACUGCUCUGGCGGCCGCAGGCAUCGCAUACACGUGGCAGCCGGUCUUUAGCAGGCAGAUCGAAGUGGAGUGCAAUCAUCCAGCUCAAACGGAUCAAAUGGCUGAAAAGGAUCGACAGGACCAAAUGGAUCAAUGUGUGGGUCAGCAGCGGCGGGAUCAUCUUGCGGAUCAAAUUGAUCAAUGUGGGGGUCAAGACCAAGGGGAUCAGUUUGUGGCUCAGACAGAUGGAUGUAGAGCCCAACAACAAAGGGAUGAUCUUGGGGGUCAAACGAAUGGGGGGUUUGUCGGAUCGGACGGGUAG
Messenger RNA from Ostreobium quekettii, 762 nucleotides. The record is from the annotation of a GenBank genome assembly. NCBI's taxonomy places the organism in Eukaryota, Viridiplantae, Chlorophyta, Ulvophyceae, Bryopsidales, Ostreobiaceae.